Messenger RNA from Mastomys coucha (southern multimammate mouse), 2682 nucleotides. RefSeq names its product sodium/potassium transporting ATPase interacting 1 (gene Nkain1). The transcript is spliced from 7 exons. Gene Ontology annotation, biological process: regulation of sodium ion transport. Bases 292 to 915 code for a protein of 207 amino acids. NCBI's taxonomy places the organism in Eukaryota, Metazoa, Chordata, Mammalia, Rodentia, Muridae. The record is from RefSeq and is a predicted model, not a curated record.
AGCGGCGGCUGCCUAGCGCCCGGGCGGCUGCCCCAGCUGGGCAGUGCUGCACCGCGCCGCGCUCCGUGCCUGCGGGGGCCGCUGAGCGCUGGCCGGCGCCGCGGGCGGGAGGUGUGCCGACGGCCGGCCGCAGACAAAGGAGGCGCGGCAGAGCCCGCGCGGACCGGGCGCACCAUGCACUCGGGGUGCGGGCGGCCGGCCGCGGCUCUGGGGACCCGGCCCUAGUCGCCGGCCCCGCCGCCCCGGGGCGCCAUCGGGACGACGCGACCCCGCGCGGCGCGAGGAGGAGCCAUGGGCAAGUGCAGCGGGCGCUGCACGCUCGUCGCCUUCUGCUGCCUGCAGCUGGUGGCUGCACUCCAGCGGCAGAUCUUCGAUUUCCUGGGCUACCAGUGGGCUCCCAUCCUGGCCAACUUCCUGCAUAUCAUGGCUGUCAUCCUGGGCAUCUUUGGCACCGUGCAGUAUCGGUCCCGGUAUCUCAUCCUGUACGCAGCCUGGCUCGUACUCUGGGUUGGUUGGAACGCCUUCAUCAUCUGCUUCUACCUGGAAGUUGGACAGCUAUCCCAGGACCGGGACUUCAUCAUGACCUUCAACACAUCCCUGCAUCGCUCCUGGUGGAUGGAGAAUGGUCCAGGCUGCCUGGUGACUCCUGUUCUGAACUCCCGCCUGGCCCUGGAGGACCACCAUGUCAUCUCGGUCACUGGCUGCCUGCUUGAUUAUCCUUACAUUGAAGCCCUCAGUAGUGCCCUGCAGAUCUUCCUAGCUCUGUUCGGAUUCGUGUUUGCCUGUUAUGUGAGCAAAGUAUUCCUGGAAGAGGAGGACAGCUUUGACUUCAUCGGUGGCUUUGACUCCUAUGGGUACCAGGCGCCGCAGAAGACGUCGCAUUUACAGCUGCAGCCUCUGUACACGUCCGGGUAGCCUCUGUCCCGCACCCACCCGCGUACAGCUUCCUGGACCACUGGAGCCUGAAGCAGCGCUCUCCGGAGGCGCGGAUCACGAUGGGCUGGCGCGCCCCCUGGCGGCGCUUAGGCUUACUGUGGCUUGUGCAGCCUCCUGGAUCUGCAGCCCCUGGAAGCAAAUGCGGACUCAGACUUGAACUUGGACCUGACCCUAACUCUAGCCGGACUUUAGGGUUGGGGCAGGACGGGGCGGGGGGGAGGGGGAAUCACUGGGUUUGUAUUUUUUUUAAUCUCAGCCUUGGUACGUGCCGGGAUCUUCCUCUUUCUUCAGCUCUCUACUCUUUCCCUAGUAUCUUGCCCUCAGUCCAAACAGCAAGACAGACACACUCACCCCAUCUCACCUCUCAUUCAUCUGCCCUGGGGAAAGAUACUGUGGACUAGAAGCAGGAGUCCUAGGCUCCAGCUGCAGCACCGUCACUGACAUCCUGUGUGACAUCGGCCGAGUCUUUGCUCUCUCUCGGGCCUCAGUUUCCCUACAUCAAAUAAUUAAAAUAAUCCCUUAGCCAAUGAUGCUCCUAGCACUCUCUUUUGACUUUCAACUCCCUGGGCUACGCUGAAGAUCUGGAAACUAAGGCCCAGAGAUGUGAGGUGACUUGCUUGAAGCCACACAGUAAGGUUUUAGCAGAGGCAGGCUUUGAAUCUGGUGUACUCUAGUUUGAGACUCUCCAAUCCAACAUCUGGCCUCUGGACUUGGUUUACAAGCCCCUCCUUCUAGCUUGGGCAUUUCCCCACACACUCACAUAUCACCGCCACCACAAACCAGCUCCACUCUUAAAGCAAUAUACCAGUUCGUUCUCUUAGGAACCAGACAGACAGAGCCUAAAGCCUUGAGUUCAGCCUAACCCACAGAAAGCCUUUGUAGACUCAACCUGCUCCCUCUUUGGCAAGCUUUUAAACCUCCUCUUCCAAGAGAGCAGGACCUCCAUUCACCCAUCAGGUUUCUAAGCCUGGGUCCCUAUCCCAUGAUCCUCUCCCCCAAGCAAUCCCAGUAAUCCUCGAUUCUUCCACCUACUUCACCAUCGUGGUCUCAGAGGGAAAGAGGAUAGUGUUCAGAAGCAAGCCUGGGGAUACAAAAGGGCAGAAUGAGGGUGGGUGACCUAUGGCCAGGAGGACCAGAAACCCCCUCCCCCACCCUUCCUGAGGACAAACAGACAGGAGGGCUCUUCAUCUUCUUCCACAGAUGCCCUGAGGACCCCAUGUUCUCAAUAGUGCUUGGUGACUUAUGUACACAGAGAACAGCUAUCGGUGCCUCCCAUCUGUAAAAGCGGGAGCAAUAGGAAAGGCAGCUGAGAAGCAGAGGGACUUGCUCAGGGGAGACAGUUCACAGCACACUGUGGUGAACACGUCACCCUCCCGGCUUUUCUGAGCUAGAACGGCAAACCCACUCCACGACUCCAUCCAGUGUGCCACACAGAACAGCCAGGCUCAGGAGCUCCUGUGACCAUCCCAGGUCCCUGGGUGGUAAGCCUAAUCAGUGAACACGUUUCCUUUAGGCCAGGCUACCUCUGGCCACUGGGCCGCCUCCCACCAGCAACACUCCCUUCUCCCCAUCCCCUCCCACGGGGCUCUUUCUACUCAAGGGUUUAGCCACGGAUGCUUCGAAGCCUUUCGGUUUUAUAAGCUGGGUUUUGCAGGGGGUCUGGGUUUGCUUCUCGUUGAGACCUUGUGGGCUGAGACCUCCCUGGUAUCCAUGCAGGUCGGUUGAUUAAAAAGAACAGAAAUGUGA